AUGUAUCGUCAACAACGAAAUGAAACUUAUCUAUCUAUCUAUCUAUCUAUCUAUCUCAGACUGUUCAUCUAUCUAUCUAUCUACCUGAACAUAUUAAUAUCUAUCUAUCUAUCUAUCUAUCUAUCUAUCUAUCUAUCUAUCUAUCUAUCUAUCUCAGACUACUGUUCUAUCUAUGAACUAUUAAUAUUCAUUCAUCUAUCAUAUUCAUAUCUAUCUAUCUAUCUAUCUAUCUAUCUAUCUAUCUCAGGCUGUUUAUCUAUCUAUCUAUCUAUCUAUCUAUCUAUCUAUCUAUCUAUCUAUCUGAACAUAUUCAUAUCUAUCUAUCUAUCUAUCUAUCUAUCUAUCUAUCUAUCUAUCUAUCUAUCUAUCUCGGACUGUUCAUCUCCCUGUUUCUUUCUAUCUUUCUUUCUUUCUUUUUUCUGUCACAAUGACAUUUAUGCAACCGAUUCCUUUGCGAAGUAUGCAACCGAUUCCUUUGCGAAGUAUGCAACCGAUUCCUUUGCGAAGUAUGCAACCGACCCCUUUGCGAAGUAUGCAACCGAUUCCUUUGCGAAUAUGCAACCGACCCCUUUGCGAAGUAUGCAACCGAUUCCUUUGCGAAGUAUGCAACCGACCCCUUUGCGAAGUAUGCAACCGACCCCUUUGCGAAGUAUGCAACCGAUUCCUUUGCGAAGUAUGCAAACCGAUUCGCUUUAUGAAGUAUGCAACCGACCCGAUUUUGCGAAGUAUGCAACCGAUUCCUUUGCGAAGUAUGCAACCGAUUCCUUUGCGAAGUAUGCAACCGAUUCCUUUGCGAAGUAUGCAACUGAUUCCUUUGCGAAGUAUGCAACCGAUUCCUUUGCGAAGUAUGCAACCGAUUCCUUUGCGAAGUAUGCAACCGACCCCUUUGCGAAGUAUGCAACCGAUUCCUUUGCGAAGUAUGCAACCGAUUCCUUUGCGAAGUAUGUAACUGAUUCCUUUGCGAAGUAUGCAACCGACCCCUUUGCGAAGUAUGCAACCGAUUCCUUUGCGAAGUAUGCAACCGACCCCUUUGCGAAGUAUGCAACCGACCCCUUUGCGAAGUAUGCAACUGAUUCCUUUGCGAAGUAUGCAACCGAUUCCUUUGCGAAGUAUGCAACCGAUUCCUUUGCGAAGUAUGCAACCGAUUCCUUUGCGAAGUAUGCGAAUAACCGAUUCCUUAUGAAGUAUGCAACCGACCCUUUGCGAAGUAUGCAACCGACCCCCUUUGCGAAGUAUGCAACUGAUUCAUUUAUGAAGUAUGCAACCGAUUCCUUUGCGAAGUAUGCAACGACCCCUUUGCGAAGUAUGCAAAUUCGACCCCUUUUUGAAGUAUGCAACCGACCCUUUGCGAAGUAUGCAACUGAUUCCUUUGCGAAGUAUGCAACCGAUUCCUUUGCGAAGUAUGCAACCGAUUCCUUUGCGAAGUAUGCAACCGACCCUUUGCGAAGUAUGCAACUGACCCCUUUGCGAAGUAUGCAACUGAUUGCAACCUUUUUGAAGUAUGCAACCGACCCUUUGCGAAGUAUGCAACCGAUUCCUUUGAAGUAUGCAACCGACCCUUUGCGAAGUAUGCAACCGACCCCUUUGCGAAGUAUGCAACUGAUUCUUUGCGAAGUAUGCAACCGAUUCCUUUGCGAAGUAUGCAACCGAUUCCUUUGCGAAUGUCUGUCUUUUCUAUUUAUCUUUAUCUAUCUAUCUAUCUCUAUAUAUAUAUAUAUAUCGCAGGCUGUUCAUAUAUCUAUCUGUCUAAAAUUCUACCUUUCAUUAUCUAUCUAUUCAUUCUAUCUAUCUAUCUAUCUAGCUAUCUAUAUCUAUCUAUCUAUCUCAUAUUCAACCUUUUUCAUAUAUAUCUCGGUCUUUUUUAUAUAUAUAUUUUUUUUCUAUCAUUAUAUUCAUAUCUAUUUAUCUAUCUAUCUAUCUAUCUAUCUAUCUAUCUAUCUAUCUAUCUAUCUAUUUAUCUAUCUAUCUAUCUUUCUUUAUUCAACCUUUCAUUAUCUAUCUAUCUAUCCAUCUAUCUAUCUAUCUCAGUCUGUUCAUACCUAUCGAUCUUAUAUUCAACAUUUCAUUAUCUAUCUAUCUAUCUAUCUAUCUAUCUAUCUAUCUAUCUAUCUAUCUAUUUAUCUAUCUAUCUAUCUUUCUUUAUUCAACCUUUCAUUAUCUAUCUAUCUAUCUAUCUAUCUAUCUAUCUAUCUAUCUAUCUAUCUAUCUCAGUCUGUUCAUACCUAUCGAUCUUAUAUUCAACAUUUCCUUAUCUAUCUAUCUAUCUAUCUAUCUAUCUAUCUAUCUAUCUCAUAUUCAACCUUUUCAUAUAUAUCUCGGUCUUUUUAUAUAUAUAUUUUUUUCUCUCGGGCUGUUCAUAUCUAUCUAUCUAUCUAUCUAUCUAUCUAUCUAUCUAUCUAUAUAUAUAUAUAUAUAUAUAUAUAUAUAUAUAUAUAUAUAUCCGUUUCAUAUUCAACCUUUCAUUAUCUAUCUAUCUAUCUAUCUAUCUUUCUAUCUAUCUAUCUAUCUAUCUAUCUAUCUAUCUAUCUCUAUCUAUCUAUCUAUAUAUCUAUCUCAGUCUGUUCAUUCUUUCCUAUCUAUUUAUCUAUCUAUCAUUAUCUAUCUAUUUAUCUAUCUAUCUAUCUAUCUAUUUAUUCAACCUUUCAUUAUUCAUCUAUCUAUCUAUCUAUUCAUCUAUCUAUCUAUCUAUCUAUCUAUCUAUCUAUAUCAUAUUCAACCUUUUCAUAUAUAUCUCGGUCUUUUAUAUAUAUAUUUUUUCUCUCGGCUGUUCAUAUAUCUAUUCAUCUAUCUAUCUAUCUAUCUAUCUAUCUAUCUAUCUAUCUAUCUAUAUAUAUAUAUAUAUAUAUAUAUAUAUCCGUUUCAUAUUCAACCUUUCAUUAUUAUCUAUUCAUCUAUCUAUCUAUUCAUCUAUCUAUCUAUCUAUCUCAGUCUGUUCAUUCUCAUUCCUAUCUAUCUAUCUAUCUAUCUAUCUAUCUAUCUAUCUAUCUAUCUAUCUAUCUAUCUAUCUAUUUAUCUAUCUAUCUAUCUUCUUUAUUCAACAUUUCAUUAUCUAUCUAUCUAUCUAUCUAUCUAUCUAUCUAUCUAUCUAUCUAUCUAUCUAUCUCAUAUUCAACAUUUCAUAUAUAUCUCGGUAUCUUUUUAUAUAUAUAUUUUUCAUUCAUCGAUAUCUGUUCAUAUAUCUAUCUAUCUAUCUAUCUAUCUAUCUAUCUAUCUAUCAUAUAUAUAUAUAUAUAUAUAUAUAUAUAUAUAUAUAUAUAUAUCCGUUUCUGUUUAUAUUCAAUCUUUCAUUAUCAUUAUUCAUCAUAUCUAUCUAUCUCUAUAUAUCUAUCUAUCUAUAUAUUCAUCUAUCUAUCUCAGUCUGUUCAUUCUUAUCUAUCUAUCUAUCUAUCUAUAUAUCUAUAUAUAUAUAUAUAUAUAUAUCUAUCUAUUUAUCAUUAUCUAUCUAUCUAUUCUUUAUUCAACUAUUUCAUUAUCAUCUAUCUAUCUAUCUAUCUAUAUCAUCUAUCUAUCUCAUAUUCAACCUUUUCUUACAUAUAUCUCGGUCUUUUAUAUAUAUAUUUUUUUCUCUCGGGCUGUUCAUAUAUAUCUAUCUUCAUCUAUCUAUCUAUCUAUCUAUCUAUCUAUAUAUAUAUAUAUAUAUAUAUAUAUAUAUAUAUAUAUAUCCGUUUCAUAUUCAACCUUUCAUUAUCUAUCUAUAUCUAUCUAUCUAUCUAUCUAUCUAUCUAUCUAUCUAUCUAUCUAUUUAUCUAUCUCAGUCAUUGUUCAUUCUUUCCUAUUCAUAUCUAUUUAUAUCAUCUAUCAUUUAUUCUAUCUAUCAUUAUCUAUCUAUUCCAUCUAUAUCUAUCUCAGUCUGUUCAUACUAUCUUUAUUCAACAUUUCAUUAUCUAUCUAUCUAUCUAUCUAUCUAUCUAUCUAUCUAUCUAUCUAUCUCAUAUUCAACCUUUUUCAUAUAUAUCUCGGUCUUUUUAUAUAUAUAUUUUUUCUCUCGGGCUGUUCAUAUAUCAUCUAUCUAUCUAUCUAUAUCUAUCUAUCUAUCUAUCUAUAUAUAUAUAUAUAUAUAUAUAUAUAUUUCAUAUUCAACCUUUCAUUAUCUAUCUAUCUCAUCUAUCUAUCUAUCUAUCUGUCAUUCAUCUAUCUAUAUCCAUCUAUCUAUUUAUCAUUAUCCUUUAUUCAGUCUGUUCAUCAUUUCAUCUAUCUCAUCUAUAUUAUCUAUUCAUCUAUCUAUCUAUCUAUCUAUCUAUCUAUCUAUCUAUCCAUCUUUAUUCAACCUUUCAUAUAUCUAUCUUUUAUAUAUAUUUUUCAUUCAUGUUAUCUAUCUCAGUCUGUUCAUAUCUAUCGAUCUUAUAUUCAACAUUUCAUUAUUAUCAUUAUCUAUCUAUCAUAUCUAUCCAUCUAUCUAUCUAUCAUCUAUCUAUUUAUCGCAGUCUGUUCAUACCUAUCAAUCUUAUAUUCAACAUUUUCCAUCAUCUAUCUUCUUUAUCUUUUCUAUCAUCUAUCAUCCAUCUAUCAUCUAUCUAUCGCAGUCUGUUCAUACCUAUCGAUCUUAUAUUCAACAUUUCCUUAUCUAUCUAUCUAUCUAUCUAUCUAUCUAUCUAUCUAUCUAUCUAUCUAUCGCAGUCUGUUCAUACCUAUCGAUCUUAUAUUCAACAUUUCCUUAUCUAUCUAUCUAUCUAUCUAUCUAUCUAUCGCAGUCUGUUCAUACCUAUCGAUCUUAUAUUCAACAUUUCCUUAUCUAUCUAUCUAUCUAUCUAUCUAUCUAUCUAUCUAUCUGUCUCAGUCUGUUCAUACCUAUCGAUCUUAUAUUCAACAUUUCAUUAUCUAUCUAUCUAUCUAUCUAUCUAUCUAUCUAUCUAUCUAUCUAUCUAUCUAUCUAUCUAUUGA
Messenger RNA from Acanthosepion pharaonis, 4881 nucleotides. The record is from the annotation of a GenBank genome assembly. NCBI's taxonomy places the organism in Eukaryota, Metazoa, Mollusca, Cephalopoda, Sepiida, Sepiidae.